AUGACGCGCUCGUCACCAUCCCACACCCCUGACCCAAAGCCCUCGCUGGCCUAUGGCGGACAGAAGCAGCUGGCAGCGAUGGACGCGUCGACCGACGGCAGCGGGGGCAACCGUGAUUUCCAGGAGCUGGCCGCCAUCAUCAAGAAGCGGCGGGCGGAGGCCGCUGCAGCCGCAGAACAGGCAGCUGCCGCAGCAGCCGCUGCGCAGGCUGAGCCGGAGGCACCCGCCGUGGAGUCGGCGGCCGCGGACGCGCCGCAGGCAGGGGCGCCCAGCGCAGAGUGA
Monoraphidium neglectum is the source of this 282-nucleotide messenger RNA. RefSeq lists its product as hypothetical. Lineage: Eukaryota; Viridiplantae; Chlorophyta; Chlorophyceae; Sphaeropleales; Selenastraceae. The record is from RefSeq and is a predicted model, not a curated record. Bases 1 to 282 code for a protein of 93 amino acids. The transcript has 2 exons.